GCGUCUUGCCCUCUGGCAAAGCCUGCCGUGACACCGUUUCGGCCGCAUUGCGCCGGGCAACGGCCGGGCCCGGCCCGUCCUUCCUCCGAACUUGCUAGAAAGAUUCGGCUUUAUUCCGCGCUAGUCGCAACCCGGCGCACCCGGCUCCAGCGGCCGUUCCGCGCCUCUCGGCCGUGGCCACGCACCAGCGAAUGCGAUGUAGAGCGUCAUGGCAAUCAACAUAAAAUUUACAAAAUUUGACAACACAUCAUGGGGCUUUCGACUAGCUGGUGGCAGCGAUUUUCCGCAGCCGCUUACCGUUAUCAGAGUCAUGGAGGGAAGCCUGGCCGAAUGUAUGGGUUUAAAGGUCGGCGAUGUCGUAGUAAGAUUGAACGAUCAAUCGAUUAGCAGCUUGACUCAUGGACAAGCGCAUGAAGCAUUAGUGCACGCUGGCAACAACUUUGUCUUAGGUGUGCAAAGAGAGGAGGAGGCACGAAAGGCCGCCGAGGCGAUAUCGGAAGAGAACAUCGUUCCAUAUAAGAUCGCCCUUGCAGACUUACCGCCGGUCUUCCCAGAACAGAUCUUAAAGGAGGAGACAGUGAUCGAGCGGUACGAAGAAGAGAAUACCGCCGUCGAGCCGCUGUCCGCCGAGGACGAGAUCAGGCAAGAGGAGGUGAAGCUCGCGGAGGAGAAACCGGUGGACGCCAACAGCGAGAUCGUGUCUAACAAAAAUCUCACGGAUGACGAGAUCGCUCAGCUGAUCCUCGAGGAGGAGGAGCUUUUAUCGGAUAAAGGAUUACUGGGAGUAAACUUCAAGAAGUUGAAACCGCGAGCCUCGAUCCUAAAAGAUUCGAAGGUUCUGGAGGAGCUGCAGCACAUCGCGGUAGCCGAGCCGGAGCGGGUGCAAGAAUUGAAGCGCACCUCUACCUUUCUGCAAAAGCCGCAGAGACCGGUGCCAAAGUCGAAGAACGAGCCGAAGGUGGAAGAGGACGAGGGAGAGACUUACAAGGUCGUGAUCAAGAAACAAGACAAGAAGACGGUGAUCACGCGUCUCGUGGAGAAGGGUUUGUUGCCGCCAGGAUCGGAGGCGACCGUCGCCAGGACACCGGAACCGCCGCCGGUACCGUCCGAGGUAAAGAUGCAUGAAACGGAGACUAGAGUCGAAGAAAAUCGUCCCCCUGCCGUAUCCAAUUUAAAUUCCACGUGUUCAACCUGUUCUCUCGAUAACACCGACAGUCCAUUGUCUACCCCGCCGCGUCCUUUGGAAUCCAAUUCGAACAAAUCUCUCACCUCUGAUAAUCAACUCGCGCAUCAUAUAAAUGCGACAUAUAAAUGCGAGUCAUUCAUGAAAAAUCAUGUCAAGCCCAAUCAGUCUCGAAGAUGCAGCGCCACCGGCAGAUACGACGAAGUCGGAGCGAGAUCAUCGCAUUUCAAAGGUCGCUAUGUAGAGAACAUCAUUCGCCGUUACAGUCGUCCCUGCGUUCUCUCCGAUCAACAAAUCGAUGAGCUCACAAAUAUUAAAUCGGGAAGCGCAUACUCCGGGAAGUAUGACUGGCUAAAAACGAUUGGCUUUUGGGCAAAGCCAAAGAGAACUCGCAUUUUCGCCCGCAGAAUGAAGGGAAGAUACUUGGCGACAUAUCUGAGACGCGAAAGCAUCCGGCUGAUGUACUUGAUUACGACGUUGUUCCAGUUUUUGUUGCAGAUAUCAGGCGUCUCCGAGUCAUCGAACUCGUCAAAGAUUCGCGAGCGACGACGUUCGAGUUUUAAGGGUCGCUACCUUGAGAACGUUCUUCACAAGAAUGUCGCUCCUGUCCUCGAAUGCGUCAAGGAGACGUACUUCAACGAUGAUCAAGAGAAAAAGAAUGGACAACAAACUGAUAAAAAUGCCUUCGAAUUAAAUAUUUCUGAGUGGCGCGAAAACGGUCCAUGCUGCGCGCUGCAAAAAGAGUCGUCGCUUAUCAUUAAUACUUCCCACAAUCCAGACCUGAACGAAGAAGAAACUGUUGAAGAUGAUCGUAAUGAAGAGAAUAACAAGUGUCUCGAAAUGGCCAAGUUUACAGACACGAUCCCAGAAGAGGAAGACACUCUUUCAAAGUUCUUGCAGUCGGCCGAGAAUUACGUUUCCACCGAAGUCUUCCAUCGUGGUAGCAGACGACUCUCAAAAUCGCGUAAAUCUAUCGAUGUUACUUCGAAAGAAGAUGAUAGUGCACUCUCGAAAUUCUUACAGUCGGCCGAGGAUUACGUUUCCGCUGAAGUCUUCCAUCGUCAUAGCAGACGAUUCUCAAAACCACGUAAAUCCAUCGACGUGACUUCGGAAGAAGAUGAUAGUGCGCUUUCGAAAUUCUUACAGUCGGCCGAGGAUUACGUUUCCGCUGAAGUCUUCCAUCGUCGCAGCAGACGAUUCUCAAAACCACGUAAAUCCAUCGACGUGACUUCGGAAGAAGAUGAUGGUGCGCUCUCGAAAUUCCUACAGUCGGCUGAGAAUUACGUUUCGGCUGAAGUCUUCCAUCGUCGUAGCAGACGAUUUUCAAAACCACGUAAAUCUAUCGAUGUUACCUCGAAAGAAGAUGAUAAUGCGCUUUCGAAAUUCCUACAGUCGGCCGAGGAUUACGUUUCCGCUGAAGUUUUCCAUCGUCGCAGCAGACGAUUCUCAAAACCACGUAAAUCUAUCGACAUGGCUUCGGAAGAAGAUGAUGGUGCGCUUUCGAAAUUCCUACAGUCGGCCGAGGAUUACGUUUCCACCGAGGUCUUCCAUCGUGGUAGCAGACGACUCUCAAGGUCGCUCAAACGAGAAGAAAAUGGAGAAGAGGACGUUCUGUCGAGUGUCCUCCGUUCGACCGGCAACUACGUUUCCAACGAGGUGUUUCAUCGCAGAAGCAGCAGAUUGUCCAGAAGGUCGUCCAGAAGGGAAUCUGUCUCCCUCGUGUCUCCCGGUCUGUGGGGCAGUUUGAAAAGCAUAAACUUCAGUCUACCUUGGUUUUCGUUCACUGAGAAGAACACAGAAGGUGGGGACUGCGACGAGAAGAUUGAUUCUGAAAUCGAGUGCGACGAUCGAAGAUUAUCGUUCGUGCCGACGAUUCUGUACAAGGGUAUCACGAGUCACAUUGGCAUUGAUUUCACGAAGCUGGUGGUUUACGCCUUCAUACCUUGUACUUCGAUUAUCCUUCUGUACAUGUAUAAUUAGUCGUCGUCUAACAAUCCUCCGAUGACGUUCGUACCUUGUUUCGAAAGGGUCAGUAUAACUAGACUGCAGCGUAAUUAUAAUUGAUCCAAAACUCAGUUCUAAAUUCGCUUAAGAAUUUAAUAUCGUGUCAGUUUGUUAAUUCAGAUCAAUACAAAUACGUGUAUCCCAUGAUUGUGUCUAGAUCUAAAUAGAUGUAACUUGUCUUAAAAUGAUUCUAACUGACCUCAGAUUGUUAUACCUCCUCGUGUUUUCGAAACUCUCGUAGAUAAUAGAUCAUCGUGUGGAUCACGCAUUAAUGUUCGCAUAAAAAUGUUUUAUAAGUAAUAUGUCCUUGAAUUUCAGUAUAACCGUAUGUUUUGUUUUCUUUUUGUCAUUAGAAUUAAGUGUUACUAAAGUAAAUCCAUUGUAAAAUAAUUGGAAUGCUGAGGGGUAAUUAAUGUGAUCGAUUCAAUAUAUAUACGUAAGCAAACGUGUAAUUAAUUUUUUCCUUAAGUGAUUUUUCAAUUGUGUGAAAUAUGUCAAGUGUGAAAUGUGUUACAUAAUUAAAUUAUUAAAACUGAUAAUUUGUACUUGGACUUUA
Messenger RNA from Solenopsis invicta (red fire ant), 3743 nucleotides. RefSeq names its product glutamic acid-rich protein. The record is from RefSeq and is a predicted model, not a curated record. Gene Ontology annotation, cellular component: stress fiber; Z disc; adherens junction. Gene Ontology annotation, biological process: muscle structure development; actin cytoskeleton organization. The coding region runs from base 209 to 3163 and encodes 984 amino acids. Lineage: Eukaryota; Metazoa; Arthropoda; Insecta; Hymenoptera; Formicidae. Gene Ontology annotation, molecular function: muscle alpha-actinin binding; actin binding. The transcript is spliced from 6 exons.